GAAAAUGGCCGCCGGGUUUGUUGAGGGCGAAGCGCUGAAAGCCGCCGUCUCUCCCUUUCCCGUCCUCUGACAGCGCCCGCGGCAAAGCGGGUCCUUUCCGUUCGAGCUGUAGGCGCGGUCCUCGGGCCGCGUUAUGAGACGGUUUUGCAGUAAAGAGAACCACAGCUUUUCGUGAAAAUGUCAGUUCUGAUAUCACAGAGUGUAAUAAAUUAUGUAGAAGAGGAAAACAUUCCUGCCCUGAAAGCUCUUCUAGAAAAAUGCAAAGAUGUAGAUGAGAGAAACGAGUGUGGCCAGACUCCACUGAUGAUAGCUGCUGAACAAGGCAACCUGGAAAUAGUGAAAGAAUUAAUUAAGAAUGGAGCUAAUUGCAAUCUGGAAGAUUUGGAUAACUGGACAGCACUGAUCUCGGCAUCAAAGGAAGGGCACGUGCACAUUGUGGAGGAACUGCUGAAAUGUGGGGUCAACUUGGAGCACCGCGACAUGGGAGGAUGGACCGCUCUCAUGUGGGCAUGUUACAAAGGCCGCACCGAAGUGGUCGACUUGCUGCUCUCUCAUGGCGCCAAUCCGAGCGUCACUGGUUUGCAGUACAGUGUUUACCCCAUUAUUUGGGCAGCAGGGAGAGGCCAUGCGGAUAUAGUGCAUCUUUUACUGCAAAAUGGCGCUAAAGUCAACUGCUCGGAUAAGUAUGGAACUACUCCUCUGGUUUGGGCUGCACGGAAGGGUCAUUUAGAAUGUGUAAAACAUUUAUUGGCCAUGGGAGCUGAUGUUGAUCAAGAAGGAGCUAAUUCAAUGACUGCACUGAUUGUGGCAGUAAAAGGAGGCUACACUCAGUCAGUGAAGGAAAUUUUGAAAAGAAAUCCAAAUGUAAAUUUAACAGAUAAGGAUGGAAAUACAGCUUUGAUGAUUGCAUCAAAGGAGGGUCAUACGGAGAUUGUACAGGAUCUGCUCGAUGCUGGAACAUACGUGAACAUACCUGAUAGGAGUGGAGAUACCGUGUUGAUUGGUGCUGUCAGAGGUGGUCAUGUAGAAAUCGUUCGAGCACUUCUCCAGAAAUAUGCUGAUAUAGACAUUAGAGGACAGGACAACAAAACUGCUUUAUAUUGGGCUGUAGAGAAAGGAAAUGCGACGAUGGUGAGAGAUAUCUUACAGUGCAAUCCUGACACUGAAAUAUGCACAAAGGAUGGUGAAACACCGCUUAUAAAGGCCACCAAGAUGAGAAAUAUCGAGGUAGUGGAGCUGUUGCUAGAUAAAGGAGCUAAAGUAUCGGCCGUGGAUAAGAAAGGAGACACGCCUUUGCAUAUUGCUAUCCGUGGGAGGAGUCGCAAACUGGCAGAGCUUCUUUUAAGAAAUCCCAAAGACGGAAGGUUACUUUAUAGGCCCAACAAAGCAGGCGAGACUCCCUACAACAUUGACUGUAGCCAUCAAAAAAGUAUUUUAACUCAGAUAUUCGGAGCCAGACACUUGUCUCCUACUGAGACCGACGGUGACAUGCUCGGUUACGACUUGUAUAGCAGUGCCCUGGCAGACAUUCUCAGUGAGCCUACCAUGCAGCCGCCCAUCUGUGUGGGGCUGUAUGCACAGUGGGGAAGUGGCAAAUCCUUCUUACUCAAGAAACUAGAAGAUGAAAUGAAGACUUUUGCCGGACAACAGAUUGAACCUCUUUUUCAGUUUUCCUGGCUUAUAGUAUUUCUGACUUUGCUGCUCUGUGGAGGGCUUGGUUUACUGUUUGCUUUUACAGUUGACCUGAAUCUUGGAAUAGCAAUAUCAUUGAGCUUCUUGGCUCUCUUAUAUAUAUUUUUUAUUGUCAUUUACUUUGGUGGCCGGAGGGAAGGAGAGAGUUGGAAUUGGGCCUGGGUCCUCAGCACCAGAUUGGCAAGACACAUUGGCUACUUGGAGCUGCUCCUCAAGUUGAUGUUUGUGAACCCGCCUGAGCUGCCGGAGCAAACCACGAGAGCUUUGCCUGUGAGGUUUUUGUUUACAGAUUACAACAGGCUGUCCAGUGUAGGCGGAGAAACAUCGAUGGCUGAAAUGAUCGCGACUCUGUCGGAUGCUUGUGAGAGAGAGUUUGGCUUUUUGGCAACCAGGCUCUUUCGAGUAUUCAAGACUGAAGAUACACAGGGCAAAAAGAAAUGGAAAAAAACGUGUUGCCUCCCGUCUUUUGUCCUCUUCCUUUUUAUCUUUGGCUGCAUUAUUGCUGGAAUUACUCUCCUGGCUAUCUUCAGAGUUGACCCAAAACAUCUGACCGUGAAUGCCGUCCUCAUAUCUAUUGCGUCGAUAGUGGGGUUGGCCCUCGUGCUGAACUGUCGCACGUGGUGGCAGGUGCUGGACUCUCUCCUGAAUUCUCAAAGGAAACGCCUCCAUAAUGCCGCCUCCAAACUGCACAAGCUGAAAAGCGAAGGAUUCAUGAAGGUCCUUAAGUGUGAAGUGGAGUUGAUGGCCAGGAUGGCGAAGACCAUCGACAGCUUCACUCAGAACCAGACGAGGCUGGUGGUCAUCAUCGACGGACUAGACGCCUGUGAGCAGGACAAAGUGCUCCAGAUGCUAGAUACUGUCCGAGUUCUGUUUUCAAAAGGCCCAUUCAUUGCCAUUUUUGCAAGUGAUCCACAUAUUAUUAUAAAAGCAAUUAACCAGAACCUGAAUAGCGUGCUUCGUGACUCAAACAUAAAUGGACACGACUAUAUGCGCAAUAUAGUUCAUUUACCCGUUUUCCUUAAUAGUCGUGGACUGAGCAAUGCAAGAAAAUUCCUUGUAACUUCAACAACAAAUGGGGACAUUCCGUGCCCAGAUACUGCAGGGAUACAGGAAGAUGCUGACAGAAGAGUUUCACAAAACAGCCUUGGAGAGAUGACUAAACUUGGUAGCAAGACAGCCCUUAAUAGACGGGAUACUUACCGAAGAAGGCAGAUGCAGAGGACCAUCACUCGGCAGAUGUCCUUCGAUCUUACGAAACUGCUGGUUACUGAGGACUGGUUCAGUGAUAUAAGUCCUCAGACUAUGAGAAGAUUGCUUAAUAUUGUUUCUGUGACAGGGCGAUUACUGAGAGCCAAUCAGAUUAGUUUCAACUGGGACAGGCUUGCUAGCUGGAUCAAUCUUACUGAGCAGUGGCCAUACCGAACUUCAUGGCUCAUAUUAUAUUUGGAAGAGACUGAAGGGAUUCCAGAUCAAAUGACACUGAAAACCAUCUAUGAGAGGAUAUCAAAGAAUAUUCCAACAACUAAAGAUGUUGAGCCACUGCUUGAAAUAGACGGAGAUAUAAGAAACUUUGAAGUGUUCUUGUCUUCAAGGACCCCGGUUCUUGUGGCUCGAGACGUAAAAACCUUUUUGCCAUGCACUGUAAACCUAGACCCCAAACUACGGGAAAUUAUUGCAGAUGUUCGUGCUGCGAGGGACCAGAUUAAUAUCGGCGGACUUGCAUACCCCCCGCUGCCUUUACACGAAGCUCCUCCAAGGCCACCGUCAGGCUACAGUCAGCCUCCGUCUGUCUGUUCUUCUUCUGCGUCCUUCAACGGACCGUUUGCAGGUGGGGUCGUGUCUCCACAGCCUCACAGCAGCUAUUACAGUGGGAUGACGGGACCCCAGCAUCCAUUCUACAACAGGCCAUUCUUUGCCCCCUACCUUUACACGCCAAGGUAUUACCCUGGCGGCUCCCAACACCUCAUCUCACGUCCAUCAGUAAAAACGAAUUUGCCCAGAGAUCAAAGCAAUGGCCUAGAGGUCAUCAAGGAGGAUGCUGCUGAGGGGCUUCCUUCGCCCACAGGCUCCUUGAGGGAGCAGACUUGGACAAGAAAGCUAAAGACGCCGUGGCCGUGUGACUCUGGGUUUAACAAACAAAGACAGGGGUCAGGCCCAGCCUCAGGAGCAGUGGUAUCACUGAAUUCAAUGAAUGUGGAUGCGGUAUGUGACAAACUGAAGCAAAUAGAGGGGCUGGACCAGAGUAUGCUGCCUCAGUAUUGUGCAACGAUCAAAAAGGCAAACAUAAAUGGCCGUGUGUUAGCUCAGUGUAACAUUGAUGAGCUGAAGAAAGAGAUGAAUAUGAAUUUUGGGGACUGGCAUCUUUUUAGAAGCACGGUACUAGAAAUGAGAAGUGCAGAAAACCAAGCGGUCCCGGAAGACUCGCGUUUACUUAGCGAGAACAGCAGCGGCCCGGUUCCCCACGGCGAGUCUGCUCGGCGCUCCUCCCACAACGAACUGCCUCAUACUGAGCUCUCCAGUCAGACCCCCUACACACUGAACUUCAGCUUUGAGGAACUGAAUACCCUUGGCCUAGACGAAGGUGCCCCACGUCACAGUAAUCUAAGUUGGCAGGAAGAAAACGCUGCCCUUGAGAUAGAUACAUCUUCAGAGGAUCCAAUUUAAACUAAGGCAACAGGGGCUCUAGAUCUUAAGUGUCCUGCCCGUAGACCCUAUCUCGUGGCAAUUCGGGUAGCUUCUCACAGUCGGCUCCUCGCCAAACAUAAGGGGUAACGAAGACACUACCGAUUACCACUCAGUAAUCCUGCUACCCGCUCGCUGGAGAAGAGAGACUGGCUCACCUCCACCAGUUUUCUUUGUGGCUAGCAGUUGUAAAAUUUGAAUUCGUUUCAAUGAAGUGUUCCAUUUAUGCAAUUUUAGAUAAAAGCCCAAACGUAUAGCAAAAAGCAUGUGAAUGGAUUCAACAUAACCUAACAUUUCAUGUCUCAUAGCAUCUUCUUGGUCAAGUAGCUAGUAAAAGUUAGAUUGUUAUUUUCAAAAUUAUAGCUCCUGACACUAGUACCUUUUUAGCUAUGUUUCUGAGAAUUCACACGCAGCAUGUUGUUACGGUUAAUGCAUAUUAAACUCUUUGUGUUUCUUAAAAAAUGAUUUUCUUUUUGAGUUCUUUGUGUUUUUCUUCCUCUACUUUUCACCUGAGUUCUUUUCACUCUUUUUUUUUUUUUUGGUCUUAAGUCAUCUUUGUUGUCGUUGCUGUUGUGUUUACAUUGUUCUAUAUUCAUCCUAUUUUACCAUAAAGCGUUCCUUAGAGCGGCAGAUCGGGAAAGACCCUCAUUACCUUUUAGACCAAGCCUUGGAUUUCAGACAGCCAGCGGACAUUCAGUCAGCACUUGUGAAGUGAGUGAAUAAAGUCUACCGUAAACUGGGAGAGUGCCCACACAUCCAUCCUACACUGUGUCUUAAAAAUACUGAAUUGGGGGGCGCCUGGGGGGCUUAGUUGGUUAAGUGUCCGACUUUCGGCUCAGGUCAUGAUCUUACGGUUCGUGAGUUUGAGCCCCGCGUCGGGCUCUGUGCUGUCAGCACAGAGCCUGCUUCGGAUCCUCUGUCUCCCUCUCUCCGCCCUCCCCCCCCCCCCCAAAAAUAAAUAAACAUAAAAAAAUAAUUAAAAAACUGAAUUGGGAUGCUUUUAUGCCGUGGCUUCUGCUGCGGUCCUUGCAGCCCCCACCCACUCUCCCCUCACUUUAUGCCGCCCGCUACCCGUCUGGCCCCUAAGCUUUUCUGUUUGUGACUCUGGGAGUCUGCCAGGACAUUUUCCCAGGCUCUGUUAAAGACUCCCAGGGAAGGAUCUCCACAGCCCAUCUUGAUAAGCGCCACCCCUUUACGGUGCUAGGCUGCAGGUUCCAUGUGGAUGUGUUUUUAAUCCUCUCAAUCCCUUUGUUUAGCCCUUGGUGGAGAUGCCCAUCGUAUAAAUUAACAUAAUUGUGGAGUCAGAUUAAAAUGCUUCAUUCUACAUUUUGCUUUAGGAUGUUGGAAAUAUUUUCAGGUGUAACUUAGCACGCACAUGUUUUCUCUGAACCCCGUGGGACCACAUCAUUAUAACGAGGACCUUCCUCUGAGAGCCAUCUCAGAGAGUCUGGUAUGUAGGCUUACCCACUAACAGCUUGGUCUUCCAGCCUUUCUUUCGGGAGGAUUCUUUACUAUGUUCCCUGGCCACCCGUCAUUGCUCUCUGCCGUGUCUCUGUCUCGGGUGGGCCUAAGUGUGACCAACAAUGGGCAUGUUAUUCUGGGAUUCUAUCCUGAAUACUUUAUACACGAGCCGGCCAUCAUGUGUUUGAAGAUUUCUUCAGGAAAGUAGGCUAACCGCAAAAACAAGCCCCAAAUCUCAUUGACUCAAUACUGUUGAGGUUUAUUUCUUCUUACUCCUGUGACAGUUCACUGUCAUCUAAGUUGGCAUAGAGCCUCGGAGACUCACGCCCCUUCAUCUGUGGCGCCACCAGGUUCCAAGGCUUCAGAGUCCCCUGUCCAUCUCCCACGUUCCUUGGACACACGAGAGCAGAGAGGGAGGAGGACCGCACACCAGCAGUGAGCUCCAUCCAGGCCAGGAGGUGAUGUAGAUGCACUUCCAUUGGCCUUCCUAAGUCCUGUGGUAGCGCUCAGCCACAAGGGAGGCUGGGAGUUAGGUGAACUGUUUCUGCUCUGCACAAAGAGCCAACAUUUUGGUGAGCACGUAGGAGUCUUUUCUACUUCGGUACUUGAUGUGGAUUAUCUGUGGCAGAUUAAAUACUGUGACUCAUCUUGUUUUCAACGUUAACAGCAGUUAGUUCUUUUUGUUGACAUCUCUUUUAAAUUUUACUUUGUAUGUGGUUUUCCUUCUGGUAGAGAAGUCUGUUAAAAUUAUAACACCUCACCUAGAAGGAUUUUAGGGGAGGUUGGUUUUCAGUUAGCCAGUUCUUUCUGUGCAUCCAAGAAAUUUAACAGAUUUCUAACAUGGAGCAAAUUGCAGGGAGAAUUAAGCAAGGUUACAAAUGGGUAAAGAAUAAUGUUUCACCUUCCCUAGAAUUCUUUUCUAUCCAAAGACUCUCGGAUCAUCCAGAAUCUGCCCAACUUUCUGUUGCUGUGGAUUCUUUGAACUUUCUUCCUCCUGGCACAGAGCCAACAGCACCCCCUGGCUGCUUUUCCUUGUACUUGAGAUGUGGAAGGAUGUGGUGCUGGGAGGCUCCCGCCCCCCUCCCCGGGGUGGGGCCUGGUAGUUGCAAGAAGCUAGACCCCUGUUAGCGACCACUCCUAAUUGGGGAAAUAGAGCUCCCACCCUUAGAAGUCAGUGGAAAAUUAGACUUUAGGCCCAUAAUUUUGUUCUUAAACUCGUCUGUAGUCUAACUCUCUUGACCACUUUCCAGUUUUUUCCCAUCAGUAUUUCAUCGAUUCUAAAUGCACUUUUUUUCACGGUGUGACCUUUCUGAAACAUCUUCACAACCAACAGCAUCAAUGGCAGCAUCGCUCCUUAACAUUUCCUAAGGUAACGACACCUCCUCCAGUGGAUGAGGUCUUUCUUGUUUGGUUGAUCAAACAUGAUAUUAUUUUAAUAUAUGGCACGGUCAUGUUGAACUGCACUUUAAGCAAUAGCAAUGAGCCGGUGAUGAUUUGUAUGUCACCGAUGUCCGAAAGUCACCAUUUUAUGUUGAGUAUUUGUGUUAUCAGUCAUUACUCAUCCUGUAUUCAUUUUGGAUACUUAAAGUAUUGUUAUGCAUUUAUUAUAAUAAAAUAACUUCCAGUUAUUGAACACACAUUAUGCGCCUGACAAUGUUCUAAGAGCCUUAUAUGUAUGAACUGAUUUCAUCCUCACAACGACUUCAUAAAGUAAUUACUAUUAUCCUCAAUUUGCAAAUGAGAAACUGAGUGACAGAGAGACGACGGUCACAUAGCAGUGAAGUGAUGGGGUCAGGUUCCAAGCCCCGGCAAGGUGGUUCUAGAAUGCCCAUGCUUCAUGCUACAUUUAUUUUAUUGUUCUUUAGCUGGUUCGGGAUGGGUCAGUUCUUACAUUUUUCAAGAGAGAUCUUAAUUUUAGCUUUAUUUGCUGCACCAUCAUCAUUGCCUAUUUGUCUUUAAAAUAGGGUUUGGGGGUCUCUCUGUUUUGUUUUAGAAAGAUAGAGAUCUAAAAAUAGUCUAUAGUCCUGUAAAUUACAUUUAUAGAGAAAAAAAUUUUUAACAUCAAGCACCUUUGUUCCUACUAAUGAUUUUGGAACAAUGUCGGAGUUUUGGUUAAAAAUUUAUUGACUUUAAAAACAUCUUUUAUUCCAGUAUUAUUGACGGAUUAGACCACUACAUUAAAGUUUGCACAUAACGUUGAAAAUAAUUCAUUUUCUUUGCAGUCUUACUGUUAUUUGGCUUUCUUAUACUUGCUCUUCUAUAUGUCUACUGUCAGUAUUCUGUGUCAGAUUAUAUCCUAAAUACUGCAAUAUGUAUUUUUCUUUAUAUCCUAUUAUUGAACAGAAUUAAUGCUUAAUAAAUGUUAAUAGAUAAGUAA
Molecule: messenger RNA, 8212 nt
Organism: Neofelis nebulosa (Clouded leopard)
Lineage: Eukaryota; Metazoa; Chordata; Mammalia; Carnivora; Felidae
Gene: KIDINS220
Product: kinase D interacting substrate 220
Exons: 33
Coding region: 178-4356 (1392 amino acids)
Molecular function (GO): protein binding
Source: RefSeq, a predicted model, not a curated record